AUUUUCUCGAUUAUCUGUUCAUUAGAAAUGAAGCAUUUAUUGAAUGAUAAAGGAAAAUCGUUCGCAGAUGUACUGGACUAUGACGGAUAUUAUUUUCCUAACUAUCUUGGGGCACAACUGGAUGUUGAUGUUUCUAAAUACCUUGCUGGCCUAAAUGAGCUCACUUUUGAAGAUGGCGAAAUGUGCAUAGUUUCGUAUCCAAAAUCAGGUACACGUUGGACGUAUGAAAUAUGUUACAUGCUAAAGAAUGGAAAUUCGGAAUAUAUGGACAGAUUGGUGCCCUGUUUUGAUUUCAAUCCAAGGGAGGAGAUAGAUAUCGCUCAGAGAACGAAUGGUGUCCAUACCUCACAUAUGUAUCCACGACACCUGCCAAAACAUUUGUUGGAGAGACGUUGCAAGAUCAUCCAUGUAUUCCGGAACCCAAAAGAUGUUGCAGUUUCAUACUUUAACUUCACCAAAAAGCUACGAUAUUACAACACAGUGGAUAUGUCUUUUUCCGAUUUUUUGAGACAUUUUAUCAGUGGAGAAGUUCCAUGUGGGGGUUGGAUCGACUGGAUAAAAGAAUGGAGGACAUUUCAGAAAGAAAACCCCGAUUAUCCACUUUUGGAAAUAUCGUACGAAGACAUGAAGAGGAACCUUGAGCAAACUGUUCAAGCGAUAUCAGAUUUUCUUCAUCUUGAUUCUUCUCCAGAGCUGAUAGAAGAGAUAGCCAGAAAAUGCGAUUUUGAUAUCAUGUCCACUCAUAAACAUUCAACUAUACCCAAGGGAAUUUCCAGAAUAACAAUGAAGGAAAACUUGCAUAUUUUUUACAGAAAAGGUGGGGUAGGAGACUGGAAGAACUUCACCGUGGCUGAAAACGAGGCUUUUGAUCAGAUAUUGGGACCCAAACUAGCAGAACUAGGAUUGAAUGUGAUAUAUGAAAUCUAACAGACUGUUCGUUG
Messenger RNA from Saccostrea cuccullata (small rock oyster), 941 nucleotides. Its product is annotated as amine sulfotransferase-like. Lineage: Eukaryota; Metazoa; Mollusca; Bivalvia; Ostreida; Ostreidae. Gene Ontology annotation, molecular function: sulfotransferase activity. Bases 28 to 927 code for a protein of 299 amino acids. Gene Ontology annotation, cellular component: cytoplasm. The record is from RefSeq and is a predicted model, not a curated record. Gene Ontology annotation, biological process: sulfation. The transcript is spliced from 5 exons.